AUCAAUCACUUUUCCUCUGUUUUUUAUAACCUGCUGCUGCUUCUUCUAGUCACAGGCUCACAGCUGAUUGUUUUAAACUUUUAGGUUCGGGGCAAGGCACCAAGCACCACUUCCUUUUGAAUCUCUUUCCCAUUUACCUAUGUGAAAAGGGCACCAUCAUUAUUCAAGCAGAUCCAAAGUCUUCUCCUUUGCUUUGCUUUUUGCCUUCCCCACCUUCUAAAAGAACCAUGGUUUCUUUUUCUCUCAUUUCCACGUUUUUAUUACUUUUUUCUUUAGCUAUCUUCCAUCAUUCCCUCGCCGGUUUCCUAGCUCAACCGGUUCCCGGAGGCUACUCAUCCCCGAACACGGUCCCCGCACUCCCUGCUCAAACCCAAGCUCAAGUUUGCCGGCUUGACUUGUCGGCCGAGCUAUUCGGCGGUGUAAACGACGCCUGUGGCCACAACCUAGACAGAAGCCGCUGCUGUCCCGUCUUAGCAGCGUGGCUCUUUGCAGCUCACGCUAGAUAUGCUUUGCAGGUCUCGGCACCUGCUCCGACGGAAUCUGAACUACCAGACCAGCCUAUGAGGCCAGACGAUUCACAAAAGUGUGUGAACUCGUUACAGAACGCAUUGUUAAGCAAGCGAGUGAGGAUUCCUCAACCGAACGCGAGUUGCGAUGCGAUUCUGUGUUUUUGUGGGAUAAGGCUACACCAGAUCAGCUCCCUGAGUUGUCCGGCUGCGUUUAACAUUUCCGGGCACCGGAACGCGACACCCACGGCUGCCGUGAAGAAUUUGGAGAAGAAUUGCAGGAACUCUAGUUAUGCUGGGUGUUCCAAAUGCCUUGGUGCUCUUCAAAAGCUCAAAGGUGGAUACAGCAAGAGCGGAACGCAAGACAGGAGCACGACCGAGAGAGCCAACAAGAUGUUCAACCGAGACUGCCAGCUCAUGGGACUGACUUGGCUCCUCGCGCGCAACAAAACGGUCUACAUACCCACCGUUUCCGCCGUACUGAGGGCCAUAAUGUACAGCGCGCACCCUCACGAGUCCAAGUGUAGCCCGGAUCAAGAGAACAUGCCCUUAGCCGUUGAUUCACUUCAGUUCGAGAAGGCUCAGUCGUCGGCACCAACGUCGUCACCGUUUUGGGCGUCUUUUACGUUCCCGAUUCUGCCCCCAAUAAUUUUGGUUUUACUAUUCGGGUAGCCUCGACCAGCGAUUGAUACUAUUUUUUUUUGUGGUCAUCUGAGAAUGUCUGGGAAUCACGUGAAGCUUUCGAAGCUAGCUGACAAACAGAAAUGGGCUACUGUGGUGUCGUUUUUGUCUUCUUGUCCACUGUAAAUUUCAGCUCGUUUUCAGAUAUGUUUGACAUUAUGUAACAGUCAAGGUCGAGAACAAGGAACGGUUUAUAAAUUAUUCAACUUUCGCAUGCCAUUUAAUCAUUA
This is a messenger RNA of Hibiscus syriacus, 1417 nucleotides long. RefSeq lists its product as uncharacterized. Lineage: Eukaryota; Viridiplantae; Streptophyta; Magnoliopsida; Malvales; Malvaceae. Bases 228 to 1178 code for a protein of 316 amino acids. The transcript has 3 exons. The record is from RefSeq and is a predicted model, not a curated record.